Molecule: messenger RNA, 877 nt
Organism: Phragmites australis (common reed)
Lineage: Eukaryota; Viridiplantae; Streptophyta; Magnoliopsida; Poales; Poaceae
Exons: 5
Coding region: 141-620 (159 amino acids)
Biological process (GO): translation
Cellular component (GO): mitochondrion; ribosome
Molecular function (GO): structural constituent of ribosome; RNA binding
Source: RefSeq, a predicted model, not a curated record
AGCAGUCAGCCCCAGGCCCAGCGCCGCCACUCGGCUCCCUCCUCCACUCCAUCCCUCGCCGGCCGCCGCAGCGCGUCCAGACCCAGCGAGCACCCCGCGAGACACAAGAGCGCGGAGGAGAGGAGGGAACUCCGAGGAAUAUGGGGUGGAAAGCGGCGGAGAAGCUCAUCAGGCACUGGAAGAUCCUUCGCGGUGACAACGUGAUGAUUAUCAGAGGCAAGGACAAGGGGGAGGCCGGGCUGAUCAAGCGGGUCAUUCGGUCGCAAAAUCGCGUCAUCGUGGAGGGCAAGAACUUGGUUAAGAAACACAUUAAACAAGGGGAAGGGCACACAGGUGGUAUUUUCUCAAUUGAAGCUCCACUUCAUGUCUCAAAUGUCCAAGUAGUUGAUCCAGUCACCGGGAAACCAUGUAAGGUUGGAUAUAAGUAUUUGGAAGAUGGGACCAAAGUCAGGUUCGCUAGAGGAAUGAAUGCAUCUGGUGCUGUGAUACCCCAGCCAGAAAUUCUGAAGGAGAGAAGAAAACCGAGACCCACAUCACCUGGCCCAAAGGAUACACCAAUUGAGCUUGUGCUGGAGAAGACCUACGAUGACAAGGCUGGAAUUGGUAUGCCUGAUCUAUAGCUGCCGCGUUGGCUGUGUUGAGAGAGAGUUCAGUGUAUGUGACCAGAUCCUAGUUAAGUUAUUAGGGGUCGAUGAUUGCAAAUCUGCAGUUGUACCAUACUUCCCUCAUAAUAAUCAUGUAUUAACGAUUGAAAGAGGGAUUCUUCAUUUGGUCGGAGUUUCCGGUUCUUCAGAAAUGCAUACUUGAAUGUUGGCAAAGAUUUGUAUCUUCUUAAUGAGAUAUGGAUUUAUGAAAAGAGAUGGAAAUUGAACUGGUU